This is a messenger RNA of Grammomys surdaster, 352 nucleotides long. RefSeq names its product beta-defensin 130-like. The transcript is spliced from 2 exons. The record is from RefSeq and is a predicted model, not a curated record. NCBI's taxonomy places the organism in Eukaryota, Metazoa, Chordata, Mammalia, Rodentia, Muridae. Gene Ontology annotation, cellular component: extracellular region. Gene Ontology annotation, molecular function: chemoattractant activity; CCR6 chemokine receptor binding. The coding region runs from base 18 to 257 and encodes 79 amino acids. Gene Ontology annotation, biological process: defense response to bacterium; cell chemotaxis.
CUGCUGGCCACUCAACCAUGAGAUCCCAUUCCUUCCUGUCUGUCCUCUUCCUCUUUGUGAUGAUGAUGCCGAGAGGAAAGGCAGGCGUUGUCCCAGGGGAAAAGCAGUGCCUUGUGUUGAAAGGGAUCUGCAAAGACAUAGCUUGCACAUCCACAGAUGAUACCAUUGGUGUGUGUAACGACGAGAAGAAAUGCUGUAGGAGAUGGUGGGUGUUUGAUCCCUACCCAACACCCGUUCCCAAAGGAAAGUCUCCUUAGAGGGAAGAACGUGAUAAGCUCUUCAAACUCCAGAAAACAUGGACAAGCUCUGCAGACUUCUGCUCACCUACACUCACCUUCUCCCUUGCCUGGAA